CACACAAACACACACACACACACACACAAACACACACACACACAGAGAGACAAACAGCAACCAAACAGUAUUAGGGACAGACACAGCAACGGCCAUUGACAGAGACACAACUCCAUUCUCCACUAUGAUACAAUGCAACUGACAUGACUCCAGUCCUGAAAGAGAAGCACCAAGCCCUGGAGAGGUUGUCCUGCAGACUGCUGGGUUAGCAGAGCCAUCUUCACCCUCCAAGGUGAGAGAUGGACCCCCAGGUGAUGGUGCCUGGUCAGGCUGAACAUGGACUUCUUCUGCUGGGGCAGCUGGAGAGGAUGUGGGGGGCCAGGGAACUGACUGACGUGGUUCUCCUGGCCGAGGGCAUUCCAUUCCCCUGCCACCGGGUGGUGCUAUCCGCCUUCAGCCCUUACUUCCAGGCCAUGUUUACCUGUGGUCUGAGGGAGACCCGUGGAGGUGAGGUGCCUCUCAGGGACACUCCUGCCCAGAGCUUGGAGCUGCUCCUGGGGUACAUGUACCGCGCCCAGCUGCCUCUCUCCCACGACAACACUCAGGGAGUGGCCGCUGCUGCCUUCCUGCUGCACAUAGACGGGGCAUUCAGGUUGUGUCAGAGCUACAUGUUGGACAGCAUGGAUACUUCCAACUGUGUAGGACUGUACCACUGGGCCAGAGACCUGGGGGCCGCUGACCUGGCAGACCUCGCCCUGAGAUACUUGUGUCGUCACUUUGCCCAGGUGUGUCAGGAAGAGGAGGUGUUGGAGUUGGACGCCCAGAGUCUGGGGGGUCUGCUGGGUUCAGACGACCUGAAUGUGACCCAGGAGGAGAGCGUCCUGGAACUGGUGCUGCGCUGGGUGGAGAAGCGCAGGGGAGAUGAGCAGAGUGAGGCCCAGGCCGUGGAGCUCCUCAGGCGGGUACGACUGGAGCUGAUAGACCCCAACUUCCUCAGGAGGGCCAGGAGGAGAAACCCGGUAUUGCUCCGGGAUGCGGAAUGCUUCGGGAUGAUCGACGCGGCUCUUCAGACUUCUUAUCUCUCUGUGGCGGCUGCCCCUCCUCGCCCCACCCUGCGUUACGGGAUGGAGACCACAGACCUGCUCCUCUGCCUGGGGGGGACUGAUGAAGGGGGCGUCCCAGCCCGCCGGGGGGGUCAGGCUGACCUCAGCUUAUGCUUCGCCCCCCAGGCCAGAAGGACGUACUACAUCCCCUCUCCAGUGAAGGGGACAGGGGCGAUCACGGCAGGGGCGGUGACAAGGGACAACAGCAUAGUGGUGGCUGUAGAAGAGGAGGACGAACACAGGACCAAGAGGCUGGGGAUGUACAGGUAUGAUCGGUCUUGUGAGGGCAGCUGGGAGGAGCUAUGCUGGGUGGGGUACAGGGACAUGUAUGCCCUGGCGGCACUAGGUGAUGCCCUCUACCUGCUGGGGGGACAGAUGAAGGUCAGGAACCAUUACAUCAUCACCAACAGUGUUGAGAGGUGGUCGCUGAGAAGGGGCGGGUCCUGGCUGAGCUUCGCUCCUCUGCCUCUCCCAUUGGCCUGUCACUGUGUGGUCAGCCUCAAGGACCACCUUUACGUGCUGGGGGGCUGGACGCCACAGUCGGACCGUCCAGACGAUGAGCCAGACAGGCUGAGUAGCCGUGUGUUCCAGUUUGACCCAGGCAAGGACCGGUGGAUAGAGUGUGAAAACAUGAGAUACUCACGCUACCGCUGUGGAGUCGCCACACUCAAUGGAGAGAUCUACAUGCUAGGGGGUAUAGGGUGUGAGGGGGAGGACCGUGGCCAAUCUCGUCGCUGCCUGAGCUCAGUGGAGAUCUACAACCCAGAAGAAGAUACCUGGAGGUCAGGGCCAACCCUCCCCACAGCUCUCCUCUCUUUACGAACCAAUGCCUCCAACAUUGGGGAGGUGGACGGCAAGCUGUACCUCUGUGGCUACUACAAGGGGGCAGGUCGCCAUGAGAUCAUCACCAAGGAGAUCUUAGAGCUGGAUCCCAAGGACAACGUGUGGACGGUGGUGGAGCGUCGAGCAGCCAUGCAUGACAGCUACAGCGUCUGUCUGGUGGCCAACCUCAACCCCCGUGAUCUCUCAACCCCGAGCUCUGACCAUUGAUGGACACAGGACAAAAAUGGCCUACUCAGAGGAAGAGAAAACACAGAGACAAUAUUGCAUAAAGAGGGACUCAUGUUGCUCUAGGCCUACUCUAUAACUUUGUUUCAUCGUCAAGACAUGAUAGCCUAUAAGCUUAUAAGUACUGUAUGUGGUAUCCCUCAGAUGAAAGGAUAAGGUAUGAAAAUCAAUUGCUCUGUAAACUUACUCUAUAAGGACAGCCUAAGCUUUAGACCAGGGGUAUUCAACUCUUACCCUAUGAGGUCCGGAGUCUGCUGGUUUUCUGUUCUACCUGAUCAUUAGUUGGUGUCCCAGGUCUAAAUCAGUCCAUUAAAUAAUGCAGUAGAACUGGCAGUUGAGCUUGAGGGCUAUAAACUACUAGCCUAUCACACAGACUCUGCAUGAUGUGAUGCCUGUACUAACAUCUGAACUCUGUGUUUCAAUAAAAUACAAAUUAAGACA
Oncorhynchus mykiss (rainbow trout) is the source of this 2552-nucleotide messenger RNA. Its product is annotated as kelch repeat and BTB domain-containing protein 12. Lineage: Eukaryota; Metazoa; Chordata; Actinopteri; Salmoniformes; Salmonidae. Gene Ontology annotation, molecular function: protein binding. The record is from RefSeq and is a predicted model, not a curated record.